This is a messenger RNA of Colletotrichum fioriniae, 441 nucleotides long. NCBI's taxonomy places the organism in Eukaryota, Fungi, Ascomycota, Sordariomycetes, Glomerellales, Glomerellaceae. The record is from RefSeq and is a predicted model, not a curated record.
AUGUCGCUCGUCUCCGGGGAGAAGUACACCAACGUUCGUGGUCAGGAAAAGGUCAUGUACGCGCUCACCAAGAUUGGUGGUGUCGGUCGUCGUUACUCCAACAUUGUGUGCAAGAAGGCCGAUGUCGACCUGAAUAAGCGCGCCGGUGAGCUCACCUCCGAAGAGCUCGAGCGUAUCGUCACCAUCAUCCAGAACCCCACCCAGUACAAGAUCCCCUCGUGGUUCCUCAACAGACAGCGUGACAUCGUCGACGGCAAGGACAGCCAGAUCCUCGCCAACGGCGUCGCCUCCAAGCUCCGCGACGAUCUCGAGCGCCUCAAGAAGAUCCGCGCCCACCGCGGUCUCCGUCACUACUGGGGUCUCCGCGUCCGCGGUCAGCACACCAAGACCACCGGCCGCCGCGGCCGUACGGUCGGUGUGUCCAAGAAGAAGGGUGGUUAA